AUGACCAGGAGAUGACUUAAAAGAAAAGUGGAUGAACUGUUGAUGAUAAUGAUUCUCAUUUUCUACAAAUGGGAACGUGACAACUAACACCAUUGAAAAUGAUAGCUGUUGCAAGUGGCAAUGUGAUGGUUGAAAGCAUAGGUCUUCAUGUCUUCUUUUGAACCUAUAUAUCUCAUUGUUCUCCAUUUCUUCUAGGCAUACAAGCUUUCUGCCUUUUGGUUGAUGCGCAGUGCGAAGGAAGAGGAGAGCGCCAUGAAAAUCCUGAGUAAGCAAACCUUGAAGAGAAUACAGUUCUUGAAAGGGGGAAAGAAAGUUGUGCACAGCCCAACUGCAGUCAGUGCUCGAAGAAAAGCACCUUUGAGUUGCUGCACAAGAUAUGUCCUAAAGCAGUUAGUUUGGAAGGUCAAGGCACAGUGCAGACAAGCUUUAAGGUGGCAAAGAAGCAGUAUGCAAUUCAGUUAUGAUUUCCACAGCUAUUCUCUCAACUUUGAUGAUGAUGUUUCCAACAGGAGGACCAGGACCAUAUCUUGUUGAUUCUCUCUGAUUAAGUUUUGCCAUCCUCUCCAAACAGGUCUUUUCAUGAGUUGCUUCCAUGGACAAUUCUUGGAAUUUGUAAAGAAGGUUUCUCAUCAACUUUAGCUUGAAUCAUCCAUGUAUGCUUUCUAUUUGUACAGAGAAACCUUGUAUUCUUACAAUUAUCUGGAUUUAAUUGAAAAAAACGAAAAAACCCGUAUUCAUAUU
Molecule: messenger RNA, 741 nt
Organism: Rubroshorea leprosula
Lineage: Eukaryota; Viridiplantae; Streptophyta; Magnoliopsida; Malvales; Dipterocarpaceae
Source: the annotation of a GenBank genome assembly